Messenger RNA from Erigeron canadensis, 2375 nucleotides. Its product is annotated as probable E3 ubiquitin-protein ligase ZFP1. Lineage: Eukaryota; Viridiplantae; Streptophyta; Magnoliopsida; Asterales; Asteraceae. The record is from RefSeq and is a predicted model, not a curated record. Gene Ontology annotation, molecular function: ubiquitin protein ligase activity. Bases 534 to 2168 code for a protein of 544 amino acids. The transcript has 8 exons.
CAAGAUUAGUUGCUAAAUGACAUGCUUACCUAUAUACAAACCCGGGCUCAUUCGGUAUCUUCUCAUAGACGAUAAGAGUCCUAUUUAGGGCCAGAGGUCCAGAGGUGCUGCCACCGUUGGAUGAUAGUUAUGUGACCUUUUGGUUUGCAUGAGGUCACAAGUUCUCUAGUUUAGCUUUUUAAGAAAAACUUGCAUCCUAUUAAUUGCGCAUAUACAUUUGAGGAGAAACUAAUUUAUCUGAUUUAUGUCGUGUUUUCAUUAACAUAUUAGGAUCUGUGCGUAUGGUGGUUUGUGCUAAAUAUAAACAACCAACUAGGUGAAAGCUAUUACCAUGGAGUUGCAUAUGAUUCAUUAGGUGACAGUUGACAGUUCUGAAACGGAUGGGUGUCCCUAUUUGCCAUCUUCUUUACCUGGAAUUUCAUGCAGAUGUAUUUCAUGAGAAAUCAGCUAAACCUGUUUUUUAACAUAACGGCAGAACUUUGUGGCUCCCACCUUCUUCCUACAACGGAGUGAGAUCAAAUUCUGUUAAAGGGAUGGGGCAUAGACACAUUUCUAACCAGUGUAUGAUAUCGGGGUUUGACCAACAUGUUAACAAUCUUUCACCUGCGGGGCAGUCUUACAUUCCUACGUUGAGGGCGGUUGCCGCUAAUAAUGGUCCCUGUGUCGCUCCAGUGGAUCAUACUUUCAGAGGUGGAGUACAUUCAAAUUCUGUGUGGGAUUUAGUUGGCAGAUCCCACGAGCGUCAUUCGUCAUAUGUUAGAAUGGAAGUACAAAGCCACCUUCCACAUUCAUCAACUAAUGCGAACACACCUUUGGCACCAAUGAAUCCUGUUGCACAUAAUCAUUCUACUCAUUAUGAUGUCCCAAGGAUAGGUGACACUACUACUGACAACAGGGUAUCAUAUAAAAGGAAGAGCCAUGCUAUAUCUGGAAGUAGCUCUAGCAGCUAUUAUGGUGCAGAAAGCUCAUAUAGAUCUCAGAUGCUAAUUGAAAAACCUGCUGGGGAUUGUCACAGUCUGCCUUCCAAUGGGAGAUCUAGUCUCUCGGUUGAUGGUCAAGAUGUGAUGAGGAAUGUUAGAAGAAGACGUGGAUCUGAGUUAGAAUCUUGCAUGCCUAGAACUUACGUACCAAGCUACGGGUCUCAUUAUUACCAACCAGCAACGCACUCCACAAGCUACUCUGUCCCUGUCAAUCUAAGUGCUGAUGUGGUGAGUCAAGAGUGGAAUCCUGUUCCACAUGCUGCUACAUCUCAUGGUAGGAACCCACAUCCAGAUAUUAAUGGGCCGAGGCACGAAGCAAGUCACUUUCAUCCCGGAGGGAGCUCUGUUGGUAUUGAGGCCUAUUACCAUUCAUCAUUUAGGAGAAAUCUUGUUUCUUCCUCCCAACAUUGUUCUUCACAACAUCCUCAUGUUUCUUCUUCACAAUAUCCUCAUGUUUCUUCGUUACAAUAUCCUCAUGUUCCCUCUUUACAACAUCCUCAUAUUUUCUCUUCACCACAUCCUUGUGUUCCUUCCUCGGAAUAUUGUCAUGUUUCCUCCUCACAACAUCCUCAUUUUUCCCAUUCUCAGUUCACUGGAGAUGGACACAGUUACCAUCCUCCUUUGCAUACUAAUGGUCCAAGUUACUGUAAUCAUACACAUAUUGGUAGUUCUUCAACAAAUGCGCCACAGUUAUCUUUGGAGAGUUUAUCUUGCGGAUAUCCAAGUUAUUCUGGACGGGACAGUGGUUACAGGAGCACAAGGUCAAGAAUAGUUGCUGAUAGACUCCAACCUAUUGUCAGUGUUCAUCAUGGAUUGGGAUAUGAGACCUUGACCGUUGAUCAGUCAUCUUUUUAUCAGAAUCCUAGAGUUUUUCUGGAUCAGUAUCAAGGAAUGAGGCUUGACAUUGACGACAUGAGCUAUGAGGAAUUGCUUGCUCUCGAGGAGAGCAUAGGGAUUGUGAACACUGGUUUGUCAGAGGAUGGGAUGUCGAAGUGCUUAAGGGAACAAGUGUACUAUUCGGCCUACCAAAAUCAUGAUGAUUCCGCUUGUCCCAUCUGUCUUGAAGAGUACAAGAAUGGUGAAAAGGUCGGGAGAAUGGAAAAAUGUGUGCACAGGUAUCAUGUAGAUUGUAUUAAGAAGUGGUUGCUGCUGAAGAAAGUUUGCCCCAUCUGCAAAACUGAAUGCUAAAGUUAUCAGAAUUAAUUAGCAUUAUCACUUUAUCUAUCUUGUAGUUAUGAACAUGUCUCGUGCAUAUAUAUGACUUAUACGUGUAGGAAUCUCAUUGUAUCACUACUUUGAGUUAUUUCAUACAAGGUUAUCUUAGUUUCGUGUAAAGCUUAAUGCAAUAGUUUAUAAUGAUAUCAGGAAUCCAACCUCCUCAUAUGAUUUUGUUUC